UAGUGUUGGUCCGUUGUUCGUGUACAAAAAAUCUCAACAUCUUUACCAAAAUGAAGGUCUUCGCCGCCGUCGCCGUCCUCCUGCUGGUCGCCCUGGCCACGGCCGAACCGCCGGCCCCGCGGAACGGGUUCUCCGCCCCGUCGAGCAACUACCUGCCGCCGAACCAGGGCUUCAACAAUGGGAAUAACGGUUACAACUAUAACGCAAACGACAAUGGUUACAACUACCCCUCGGGCUCCAACGGCAACGGAGGAGGCAACUAUCCGGCCGCGGCGCCGCCGCAGCAGCAGUACGGCCCACCGUCCGGAAACGGGGGCAACGGAGGAGGGUACAACUACGAGGACGCUAACGCUCAGCCGGCCAAGUACUCGUUCGAGUACAACGUGCAGGACUUUGCCUCCGGCAACGACUUCGGCCACAUGGAGUCCCGCGACGGAGACCGAACGGUGGGACGCUACUACGUUCUGCUUCCCGACGGUCGCAAGCAAGUUGUGAACUACGAAGCCGACCAGAACGGAUACCGCCCGACGAUCACGUACGAGGACGUCGGCACUGGCAACGGUGCUAACGGUGGCAACAACGGAGGUGGCUACCCCGGAAACGGUCAGUUCAACGGAUACCAGUAGGAGGUCCUGACUGAUGAUUUCAGCGAGGUAUCAGCGCCCUCCGACCAGCCACCGAUCGGGCGGGCAAAAUUCCAUUAUCCCAAGCGCUAGCGUAUCGUUACUCUCCUUAUGUCACCUUAACCACCCCUU
Anopheles bellator is the source of this 755-nucleotide messenger RNA. Its product is annotated as pro-resilin-like. The coding region runs from base 51 to 626 and encodes 191 amino acids. The transcript is spliced from 3 exons. The record is from RefSeq and is a predicted model, not a curated record. Gene Ontology annotation, cellular component: extracellular matrix. Lineage: Eukaryota; Metazoa; Arthropoda; Insecta; Diptera; Culicidae.